GCUUGUAAGACACUCUUAAAAUGGGUUUUGCUGGAGGGAGCAAGAGCAAGUAGGCUGUACGAAAUGAACUAUAUGGCUUAUGCAAUAAACAUCAUUAUGAUAUAUUGCUUACAUGACGAGCAUCAUUCUCUGUUAAUUUCAUUCUAAAUCUGCCUACGAAAAUGAGCCACUUGAUAACCGAACAUGGUUGAUACAUCCCGCCGUACACAUGUGCAAAUAUUCAAGAUUAUUACGUCAAUUUGAUGCUGAUCGAAGCUGGCUAUCUUGAGAUGGUAGUGAUAAGGGAGUCCUCAUGGAUGAUUUCAUGAUGGAAAAAUUGAUGGAUGCUGCCAUGCUCCUACAACAAAAGUUAGUUCUUGGGUUCAAUAUCAACCUGGAAAUGAAUCUGCUUUGGACAUGGACUCUAUUGGUUUCAUGUGAUGCUCUUAUUGGAGGGAGGAAUGGAUUCUUACAUGUUGUGCAAAAUGGCUCUAAACAUUCAUGUGGAAUACUCACAUUCAGUUGUAGGUGCGUCAUAGAUUUGAAGAAUGAUGUCGUCUGGUGUUUAUCAGAUGGGGUUCUCCCAUUCUGUUUCUCAAAAUGUUCAGUCGCACAUAUGCAAGGGGAAUUUGCUUAAUGGGACAUGAAGAGAUGGGCCUAGAUGUCAGACUAAUUGGUUGCGAUUUUUUUAUCUCUAUUGCUUUCUACUUAAUUUUUGGAGAUGUUUUUUUGGGUAUUAAACUCAAUACCCGUUAUCUUUGUUGUUUGCUUACAAUAGUGGUUCACUUUCAA
Molecule: messenger RNA, 771 nt
Organism: Amborella trichopoda
Lineage: Eukaryota; Viridiplantae; Streptophyta; Magnoliopsida; Amborellales; Amborellaceae
Source: RefSeq, a predicted model, not a curated record